Molecule: messenger RNA, 2537 nt
Organism: Chenopodium quinoa (quinoa)
Lineage: Eukaryota; Viridiplantae; Streptophyta; Magnoliopsida; Caryophyllales; Amaranthaceae
Product: zinc finger CCCH domain-containing protein 34-like
Exons: 7
Coding region: 397-1851 (484 amino acids)
Molecular function (GO): metal ion binding; mRNA binding
Source: RefSeq, a predicted model, not a curated record
UUUUUGCGUAAACGUUUUUUUAAUUUGAAUAAUAAAUAAACAACAAAAAAUAACCAAAAAAAAAUCUCUCAUUCUUCUUUCGCGCGUAUAUAAACCACCCAGUCGAAAAAGCCAACUUCCCCAAAAAGAUCAAAUGCUUUGAAAAAAUUUACCCCAUCUUCUAGAGAGAGAAACUCACCAUCAUCAAAAACCAGUUGAACAAGAGAGAAAAGAAAAAAAAGACAGUCAUAUUUUAUAUUUGAUUUUGCUCAUUUGUACAAAAAGGAAAUAUUUAUUUUUUAUUUAUAUAUACAGUAUAUAAAAUCGAUCACCAAUUCGCCAUUUUCUGUCUCUAAAAAACUCACUCUCUUCUCUCUCUUCCCUCCCACCAUUCUCCGAUCAGAUUCUGGUGCAACAAUGGAGUCGGAAGGGACCCACUCAGAUCCAAACCCGGAUUGGGAUUCGGGUCAUGGGCCUGAAACUGGGCUUGAAGAACCGAUGUGGCAGCUUGGAAUGGAGGAGCCAUCAUCAUACCCGGAACGGCCCGGUGAGCCCGAUUGCAUAUAUUAUCUGAGGACUGGUUUUUGUGGUUAUGCCGAUCGGUGUCGUUUUAAUCAUCCCCGUGAUCGUUCUACUUCACCGGUGGUACGAAGUGGAAGGGUUAGUGGAGGAGGCUUACCUGAGCGAGCUGGUCAGCCAAUCUGUCAGUAUUUUAUGAGAACUGGGAGUUGCAAAUUUGGCUCUUCUUGUAAGUACCAUCAUCCACGGCAAGGAGCUAGUUCUGUGAAUCCGUUUGCGCUGAACAUAUAUGGAUACCCUUUACGCCCGGGAGAGAAAGAGUGUACUUAUUACAUAAAAACAGGGCAGUGCAAGUUUGGGAUGACAUGCAAAUUUCACCAUCCACCUCCUUCAAAUGUACCAGUACCUACGGCAGCACCUGCCACAGUUCCUCCUGCCUUAGCUUCGCCAACUGUUUACUCUACUCCUGGUCCCACUCCUCAGCAGUAUGGAGUGAUGACCAGCAAUUGGCCUGUUGCAAGGCCCUCUAUGGUACCGGGCUCGUAUAUCCAAGGACUGUAUGGACCAAUGCUGAUCUCUCCUGGGAUAGUUCCCUUUCCUAGUUGGGGACCUUACCCAGGCACUACCCCUAUAACUGCCCCUAAUACCCAGUCAGUGGGAGCUGGCCAAUUUUACGGUUUAAUGCCAAUGUCACCUUCUGCUUACACUGGUGUAACUGGUCCUUAUCAAGCUAUAUCUCCUUCUGGUGGUGGAACAACUAGUAUAUCAAAGGAACAUUCAUAUCCUCAGAGACCCGGGCAACCAGAAUGCCAGCAUUACCUUAAAACAGGAGACUGCAAAUUCGGUUCGUCAUGUAAAUAUAAUCAUCCUUCAGAAUGGGUUGUUCCAGAAACCAGUUCUGCCCUUAGCCCCAUGGGACUUCCUCUUCGUCCAGGUACUCCAACUUGUAGUUACUAUGCACAACAUGGAGUAUGCAAGUUUGGUCCAACAUGCAAGUUUGAUCAUCCAAUGGGAAAUCUAAGUUACAGCCCUUCUGCAUCUUCUCUUUCGGAUAUGGCAGUAGCUCCUUAUCCUGUUGGAUCUUCUAUUGGAACUCUUGCUCCAUCAUCCUCGUCCUCAGAUUUGCGAGCUGAAGUAAUUUCAGGGUCCAACAAAGAAUCUGCUUCUGCCUUGUCUUCCUCUGUGAGCAUAUCAAGCGGUUCAGGUGGCUCUGUAUUGUCAAGCGGUUCAGGUGGCUCUGUAUUGUCAAAAAGUGGGUCCAUAUCGCACUCUGGUAUCCAGCAGUCUAGUCAGAGCUCUACUACUUCCACUGGGAGUAAAGGAGGUCCUGGUGACGGAGGUGCUCCAAGCUAAGCACCAAACAGGAAAUGCUUAUUUUCCUCAUUUUUGCUUUUGUAGAUGAAAUUUCAGGAACCAUCAGAAGUCAUUCUUUUGAACAAAUCCGAGGCAGGAAGUCUAUCCCCUGCCCCUUAUCCACAAUUCACACUAGCACACACAACUGUCCACAUCUGUGUUUAUAGAAUCGCGGUGGCCAUCUUUUUUUCUUUCUUGAAUAAGCCAUCCUGCAGUCCCAUAUUCUCAUAAUAAUUAGGGAAAACAAGUAAUACUCAUCCAUUGAACAGAGUCCUAUCCCCUCCAAAUUACUAGAAUUUCCAGUGGCUUAUAAAUGAUCUCACCUCCCCCUUCCAUCUUUCUUCUUCCUCGAAUAUGAUUAUGACUGGUCCUUGUACGUUGCCAUUCCCUUUUGUACAUGGACCUUGAUUCGCGCCUUUCUUUUGCACUAUCCAAUACACGGAACAUGCUUCCCAGCCCAGCCUUAGGGCGUGGUAUGAUUGGGAGUUUCUGUUUGUUCCCUCACUUCUUUUGCCUCCUCGGGCAAAAUUAUUGCCAAAAAAAUCAGGAUCUGAAAGCAGGCACUGUCUUUGCUGCCUUCUUAUAUAUAGAGAAAGAUGAUGUGACAUUUAAUACAAUGUUACUUGAUAAUUUAUCAUGUCAUCCUUUUAUGUGAAGAAGAAAACUUAACUCUUAUUUAUGCGUUA